AUGGAUAAUGAGCAACAGUCAGUAAGUAGUGAUACUGAGUUAGAAAGUGGGACACAAAGUAAUGUUAGUGACUUAGUUCAGGAAGUACAAUGUGAAAAUCUGGGGGCAGAAGGGCAAGAAAUGUUGCCAUUGCCAUCCAGUGAUUCAGUUGAUAGCGUAAAUACUGUGCCAUCCGCAAGCACUGGACACGGACCAGAGACUGGUGAGGUGUCAGAAGUGCAAUCAUUAAGAGUUAUGUUCGAGCGCAUGCUCAAUUUCCAAGCUGAAUUUGUACGUGUGCAAGCAGAGCGUGAUAGAGAACGUGAUGCUAAACAAGCAGAGCGCGAUAGAGAACGUGAUGCUGAACAAUCAGAGCGUGACCAGAGAUUGGUAGCUGAAUUUGCAUGUAUGCAAGCAGAGCGCGAUAAAGAACGUGAUGCCAAACAAGCAGAGCGCGAUAGAGAACGUGAUGCUAAACAAGCAGAGCGUGACCGACGCCUGCAUGAGAGGGACUUGCAGUUGAUGCAAACUUUAGAAGUUAUACAAAGUGAGAUUGUUAGUUUGAAACAAAAAUAUGAAACCAUACCCAAAACGGUGCAAGAAUUAAGCGAAAGAGUAGAUAGUGUUCAAGUGGCUAACGCCAAUAUCGUAGAGGAAAUCAGUGUCCUGACUAAUAGGGUCGAACAACUAGAAAUUGACACAACUCAAGUAAUUGAGAACAAAGUGAUCGAACAAGUGCACAAAGUAGAAAAUGAAGUCAUAAAAGAAAUAGAUCAGAAAGUGCACGCUGCAAUUGAGGCCAGAGAUGUGGGCUCAAGUGCGGAUGUGCAGGAUCUAAAAAAGACAGUGCACAAAGACAUUCCGCUGUGGCAGCGGAGUGUGGACCGUCGUCUUGCCGAGAUGGAGCUUAGCUUGCGGCAUGACGAGGCACAGGCGUAUGUCACGCCAGCCAGGUCCAACAAUGAUAGGCAUAUAAAUACUGCAGUAAAAAAUUGCGACUGCGAGACAGAACAGGCAACCAAUGAACUCUGCUAA
Molecule: messenger RNA, 1014 nt
Organism: Schistocerca piceifrons (Central American locust)
Lineage: Eukaryota; Metazoa; Arthropoda; Insecta; Orthoptera; Acrididae
Product: E3 ubiquitin-protein ligase BRE1A-like
Exons: 2
Coding region: 1-1014 (337 amino acids)
Source: RefSeq, a predicted model, not a curated record